AUGGAUGAGAUGGCUAGAGUCAUGUCGAUACUGAUGGACAGGGGAAGUGGUGUUCAGACAGGAAAAAAGGAAUGUCAUUUCUUCUAUCUUAUCCACACGCUUCCUUUCGAGCGGAGCGGCCAUGGUGGAGCGAGGCAGCGCGCGGACAGCAAAGGGCGGCGACGGACGGUGCCCGACCCGUCCCGCCACCCGGCCUACGACUUCGUGCCCGUCCCCGACGGCUUGCCGGCGGGCACCCCGGAGACGGUGACGGACAUCAUGGAGCACAUCUUCGCCGUCAACAGCUCCUGCGAGGCGCCGUUCCGGGAGCGCCUGGCCGCCCAGCUGGAGGCUCCCGGCGCCAGGGACCAAGUCGCGUGCCUGGCCGCCGACGCGCACCUGCUGGCCCUCGUGCGCGUGGCGCGGCGGCUGGGCGUGCCGACGCUGGUGCCCUGCACCGACAGCGUCGCCUGCUUCCGCAACUUCGUGGCCAACCCCGUGCUCUGCCACAAGGGCUACCUCCCGGUGGGGGCUGAGUCGCAGCUUGACGCGCUGGUGAGGGAGCUACCGUCGUACCGCGUACGGGACCUGAUGGGCGCCAACAGCAGCAGCCGUCACGAGCACGAGCUAAUGUGCAAGCUGCUGUCUCGGGCGGUCGAGGCGAUGCGAAGCUCUGCAGGGUUCGCCUUCAACCCAUUCGACGCGUUGGAGGGCGACGACCUGGCGGCCAGCCGGCGCGACCUCGCCGGCGUGCCUGUGUUCGUCGCCGGUCCGCUCCACAAGCUCUCCCCGGCAUCGUCCAGCAGCCUCCUUCAGCAGGACCGCUCCUGCCUCGACUGGCUGGAUGCGCAGGCCCCGACGUCUUUGCUCUACAUCAGCUUCGGCAGCCUGGCGAGCAUGAGCGGCGCCGACCUGGACCCAUGUUAUGCAGCUUUCUGGUGUCGACAAAUGAGUGCUGCCGUCUCAAUUCUUUUGUUGGAUAUAUGGAGUAUGAUGGGGUUAUAG
Hordeum vulgare subsp. vulgare (domesticated barley) is the source of this 984-nucleotide messenger RNA. RefSeq names its product DIMBOA UDP-glucosyltransferase BX8-like. The transcript is spliced from 2 exons. Lineage: Eukaryota; Viridiplantae; Streptophyta; Magnoliopsida; Poales; Poaceae. The record is from RefSeq and is a predicted model, not a curated record. Bases 1 to 984 code for a protein of 327 amino acids.